GUUGUGCGCGCGUGUCGGACACACCGCUCGGUGACUAUAGCAAAUGUUCAGAUAAAAAAAUAAAACAAAACAGAAAAGGAACUAAAAAAUGGAUUACCACCUUCGCUCUUUGUUCUCUUAUUUAUUUAUUAACAGUAUAUUUAUUCUAAUCCAAGCCAAGGAACACAUUCUGCUGGAUAUGAAGGCGUCUGGAGGAGAGCUGGGCUGGCUGACUUCACCAAAUGAAGAAGGGUGGGAAGUUGUCCAGACAGUGGUGAAUGGCUCCCUCCUUUACACCUACAGCGUGUGUAAUGUGGCCUCUGACACUGAACAGGACAAUUGGCUUCGUACCACCUUCAUCCAGCGUCCUCUUGAAGCCUCGCGUGUCUCUGUGGAGCUGCGUUUUGUUGUCCGUGACUGCAACACUUUUGAUGGCACCUCGCCCUCUUGCCGUGAAACCUUCGGCCUCUACCUGUAUGAAACGGACAUGGACGUGGGCACCAGUUUCCGGAAAGGUCAGUUCCGUAAGAUCGCCACAGUGGCCCCAGAUGAAGUGACAGCAAAGAGGGGUGGUGGAGGAUCAUCACUGAGGGUGAAUAUGGAGACGCGGAGCAUUGGACCACUAUCUAGACGAGGCUUCUACCUGGCUUUUCAAGACGUAGGUGCCUGUGUGGCUCUGUUGGACGUGAGGGUGUUCUACACCACCUGUUCGGCCGUCCAGCGCAACCUGGCUACUUUUCCUGAGCGUGUGACUGCAACAGCUCUAACAGAGGUGGAGGGAUCAUGUGUGAAAAAUGCAGUGACCGUUGGCCAGGCACCUCCUCGCAUGUACUGCACAGCUGAAGGAGAAUGGGUGGUUCCUGUCGGGCAGUGCUACUGCAGAGCCGGCUAUCAGGCUGUGGGACAGACCUGCCAAGCAUGUGAUGGAGGCUAUUACAAGAGCUCAGAUUCCAGCCAGCCGUGUGAAGUCUGUCCAGCAAACACACAGCACUCAGGUCCUGGUGCACUCCAGUGUCCCUGCUUGGAAGGAUUUUACCGAGCAGCCACAGACCCCAGCUCUGCUCCAUGUUCUAGUCCACCUACUCCACCAGAAGACCUGAAGGCCGCUCAUCGCCUAACAGCAGGGAGCGUACAGCUGACCUGGAGACCUCCAUCUAACACAGGUGGCAGGACUGACAUUGUAUACAAUGUGGUGUGUGAGCGUUGUAAUGGUGCCAUUUGUGCACCGUGUGGAGGGAGGGUGCGCUUCGAGCCUACACAUACAUCUCUACGUGAGCCGGAGGUUAUAGUCAGUGAGCUUGAGCCUCACAUCAACUACACAUUCAAAGUGGAAGCCUUGAAUGGAGUGUCCCAUUUGAGCCCUCAAAAAUCAACUGCCAGCAUCACAACUGUGCUACACUUCACAGAGCCUCCUAAGGUAACAUUCCUCCGAGUAGUGGAUCGUACCCCUAGUAGUCUUUCUCUGUCCUGGGCUGUGGACCAACACACAACUUCCCAUCAUUCUCCUCACUAUGAGCUUAUGUACCGCAUGAAGGACAAUAAGGGAGAGCAGGACGUCACCACAUACAAUGUUCUGAGGUUGGACAAGAACUCGGUGCAGAUUAGUGACCUCUUACCUGGCACUAAGUAUGUGUUCCGUGUUCAGACUUUAACACCAGAGGGCCAUCCUAGCAGCCAGAGUGCAGAACACGAAUUUGAGACCCUGCCCAUGGCUGAGUCGCAUGCACAGGGCAGUUCCAUGAUUGUCAUGGGAGCCAUUGCUGGAGGCGGUGUCAUGUUGCUUAUCGUGGUGGUCAUUUUACUUCUACACAAAAGGAGGCUAAAUUCACGCAUCCGGCAGAGAACAGGGGGCAACUACUUCUCGUGUCCAGAAAAACAUCAGCCUCUGAAGACCUAUGUGGACCCACACACCUAUGAGGACCCCUGCACGGCUAUCCUUAAGUUUGCCAGUGAAAUUCAGCCCAAUCACAUUACUAAGCAGAAAGUCAUUGGAGCAGGAGAGUUUGGUGAAGUGUACCGUGGUGUCCUGAAGCAGCCAGGCCGUAAUGAGGUGGCCGUUGCAAUAAAGACACUGAAACCUGGCUACACAGAAAAGCAGAGGCAGGAAUUCCUGAGCGAGGCCAGCAUCAUGGGCCAGUUCUCCCAUCAGAACAUCAUUCGUCUGGAGGGGGUUGUCACCAAAUUCAAACAUGCUAUGAUAGUCACAGAGUACAUGGAAAAUGGAGCUCUGGAUCAGUACUUGCGGGACCAUGAUGAGGAGUUGUCCUCAUACCAGUUGGUGGGCAUGCUUAGUGGCAUUGCAGCAGGGAUGAAGUAUCUGUCAGAUAUGAACUACGUGCACAGAGAUCUAGCUGCACGCAACAUCCUGGUAAAUGGAAACCUGGAAUGCAAAGUGUCAGACUUUGGGCUGUCACGCGUGUUAGAAGACUAUCCGGAAGGCACCUAUACCACCACUGGAGGAAAGAUUCCCAUUCGUUGGACAGCACCAGAGGCCAUAGCGUACAGGAAGUUCACCUCUGCCAGUGAUGUGUGGAGUUUUGGUAUUGUCAUGUGGGAGGUGAUGGCUUUUGGAGAGAGACCCUACUGGGACAUGAGCAAUCAUGAGGUUAUGAAGUCCAUACACGAAGGGUUCAGACUGCCGGCACCGAUGGACUGUCCAUCUGCUAUUUACCAGUUAAUGCUACAGUGCUGGAUGCAGGACCACUCCAAACGCCCACGCUUCCUCGAUAUUGUCAAUGUUCUGGACAAACUACUGCGCAGUCCUGAGUCCCUUACAGCAGUUGCCAACAUAGACCUACGAGUGUCUAUUCGCCUGCCUAGCACUAGUGGAAAUGAUGGCAGCCCCUUCAGGUCUGUGGAUGAAUGGUUAGAGUCUAUGAAGAUGGACCAGUAUAAAGAAGCCUUUGCCCAUGCUGGAAUUGCCACCAUGGAGCAGGUGUUGCACUUGAAGAUUGAGGAUAUCAAGAAGAUUGGGGUGCGGUUGCCAGGUCAUCAGAAAAGAAUGGCCUACAGCAUUCUGGGUCUUCAGGAGCCCACUGCAGGUCCCGUGGAUGUCUUUGCAGUGUGACACUAAGAUUCAUCACCAGAGCUGCAUUCUACUAAACUCUUAAUGAACACAGCCAAACUGGCCUCAGAUCUUAAACUCAGUUUGCACUGGGCUGGUUGACAAAUAUGCAGAAUGCCCCUCUCUACUGAAAUGGACUCCCAUUGUGAAUAAAUGGACCAAUUAGCAAUUGAAUAAUGACUGAAAAUUGACCUGAUAUUUUUACUGUUAUUUUUUCACUGUUGUGCAUUUUAUAACUGUAUACAGUUUUGUGACAAAACUCCUUUGUGUGCCCUCAUUUCAAAUGCUGGCCAAAUUGAAAGUUUAGCUUGAUGUUUAAUUGCACAUCAGGAGUGUGGCACUACAGAACAUCUGUCAAGGGCGGGUGGUAAACUAAGAGAGCUAUGAGUUUUGUAUUACAAAUAACUCAUUGAACAUGUUGAGAUUUAUUUUAGUUUUUUUGUAGUAUAAAGGUUAGAAUCUAGAUAGCAGAUGCUUAAACCAUUGAAUAUGUCUAAAAAUUAAACUGAAGGGUAUAUUCUAUACCAUAAUGAGAGACAAUAUGUUUACAUAUAUUAUUUCAGCUCUUUUUUGAUUAUUUAAUAUUUAUUGUGUGUUUUUUAUUUAUUGUCUGUUUGUAGAGCUGUUGUCUAAAGUGUUCAAAUGUUCCAUAAAUAUUGUGUAAUUAUUAAAUGCUGAUAUUUAAUCCA
Molecule: messenger RNA, 3732 nt
Organism: Pangasianodon hypophthalmus (striped catfish)
Lineage: Eukaryota; Metazoa; Chordata; Actinopteri; Siluriformes; Pangasiidae
Gene: epha2a
Product: eph receptor A2 a
Exons: 17
Coding region: 89-3046 (985 amino acids)
Biological process (GO): cell surface receptor protein tyrosine kinase signaling pathway; protein phosphorylation; axon guidance
Cellular component (GO): plasma membrane; neuron projection
Molecular function (GO): protein binding; ATP binding; transmembrane-ephrin receptor activity
Source: RefSeq, a predicted model, not a curated record